Messenger RNA from Hyphopichia burtonii NRRL Y-1933, 801 nucleotides. Its product is annotated as 2',3'-cyclic-nucleotide 3'-phosphodiesterase. The record is from RefSeq and is a predicted model, not a curated record. Gene Ontology annotation, molecular function: 2',3'-cyclic-nucleotide 3'-phosphodiesterase activity. Gene Ontology annotation, biological process: cyclic nucleotide metabolic process. NCBI's taxonomy places the organism in Eukaryota, Fungi, Ascomycota, Pichiomycetes, Serinales, Debaryomycetaceae. Bases 1 to 801 code for a protein of 266 amino acids. The transcript has 2 exons.
AUGGCAAUAGGUGUCGCUUUAUGGCUUUGUCCCAAACAAAAUAGUACAAUUUAUGAUAAAUUGACUACUCUAAUGGGUUCGUUGAAUACCAUAUUCCCGGGGCAAGCACCCAAAUUUGAUCCGCAUGUGACUAUAACCACCAAUGUUGAUAUAAAUCUAGAUGAUUCCAAUAAAACAAGAGACGAUGUUGAUCGAAUAUUACUGGCAAGUGCAGUUGCAAUGAAUUCGUUACCUAAAAAUCAUGAAAGUUUAAUAAAAUUAGGGAAAAUUAAUAGUCAGAGAAAGUUUUUCAAGAAAUUAUACUUUCAAGUAGGUAAAGAUCCUAAUUUAUUAUCAUUUGCAAGAAUUAUUCGAGAACUAUUUGUAAUUUUACCAGAAAUUAUUGACCGGGAAAAUAAAAUCCAUAAUCCUCAGUUAUAUACCCGUGAUAGCCACGGAGAGAUAGUUUUGAAAUCGAAGAUAAAAAAACCAAAGUCUCAUCAUUCUCCCGAACCAGAAUCCAAUUUGAAACCUUUGGAUAUGGAUAGAAUACAUCAAGAGUCCGCUGUAGCAGCUGCUGAGUGGGUGGUUGAUGAAUUUGAUCCCCAUCUUUCUUUGGUUUACAGUGACAUCCAUCCAAUUGACAGUGCAUUAUGGAGAACCAUAAAGACCAGAGUGCUGGACUACUUGAAUAUCGAUAAUUGUGACUCCGAGUUCAUUGACGAUAACGGACUUGGCUGGAACGGUGGUGUUUUGAAACUAGUCCUUUGUGAGGGUGACGUGAACGACUGGGUCACCUUAGGCAGUGUUGAUAUACAUUGA